CAAACAUCUAUAAUGAGCUAUUUACUUUGCUUGCCCAUCCCAGUAUAAAAUAUUAGCAUAUAAGCAAAAUAAAAAUCAUUUGUGUUGUCUGAAGGAGCCUUCUUCAGAUCAUGCAAUCUUGCCUCUAAGAAGCAUCAGUCAGAAAGGUUCCCAAGAUGCUACUUUACUCUUCUCUUUGUUUCUGCGUUCUCAUUGCCAUCUCAUCAUCUUUAACUAAGGAUGAGCUGUUAUCAAAAAUUGCCAAUAAACAUAUGCUGACAACCAAAGACGCUGCUUCCCUGAUUAAUGCUGGAAAACCCAACAUUUAUGAAGAAUACAUUGCAAGGGACUGCAGAGCAGCUCAAGUCCGUGGCAGGAAGCAAAGCGGCCUGUAUGUCGUCCGUCCCAAAUACUCUCCCUUGCUGGCGGUCUACUGUGACAUGGAGUAUGAUGGGGGCGGCUGGACGGUCCUGCACAGAAACAAUGUCAACACAAAGGCAGCCUGGUCACAGCCAUGGCUUUCUUAUAAGCUUGGCUUUGGGGACCUGCGGGGAAACCACUGGCUCGGCAAUGAAUACAUGCACCUCUUAACCAACCAGAACGCCUUCUCUGUACGAUUUGUCAUAGAGGACAGUCAAGGGCAAACCAAGUACGCGGAAUACCAGAGUUUUAAAGUGGAUGAUGAAGACAGUGGUUAUGCUUUGAGGCUAGGGAACUAUACAGGGGAUGCUGGGGAUUCACUGACCACUAUAGGCGAAUGGGGAACCCAUGACAACAUGAGGUUUUCUGCUGAAGACAAGGAUAAUGACCGGAGGGCCAGUGCAAACUGUGCACUAGAUAAUGGUGGCGGCUGGUGGUACGAUAACUGUUUCUCAGCCCUCCUAACCAGCGACAUUCGCUGGAGGGGAUUGUGCUCAGAGGCCAUGCCCUGUACAUCAGCAUCCAUCAUGAUUCGACCCAGUGGGAAAAAUUGCAACAUAACUCCAAGAUCUUAAUGAAUCGUUUCCUACCACUAUAAGAGGCUUCCUCUCGCUUUAGAUCAGCUCCAAAAACCAGCCACUAAUAUGUAGCUUUUAUAAGGCCCAGAGAUUUAGGACACAGUAGUUCUCCAGGAAUUUGUUGUGGACAAACCUCAUUGAAAGGAAUGAGAGCUACAUAAGAGCACAGUAGCUGUGUUCUUAAGCAACUCCCAUUCAUUUCAGUGGGGUUUAUCAGGAGAACUUCCCAGUGGUAUCUGCUAUUCUUUUCCACCCGCCUGAAACAACUGUUAACAUUUUUGGCCAAAAUCUAGUCUAUGUAUCGCAGUGCUGAUGUCAAGAGAAUUACAAUACCCUAUUGCACAUUUCUGAGUGUGAAAAAGUAGUAGCUUAUUUAAACGAGAAGACCCAUAUAGAGCUGAAAUAUCUUUAACUCUGUGCUUUUAAUGAAAAAUACAAAAAAUCAUUUGUGAUUUACAAAUACCUGCAAUAAAAGAGAGAGAAAUGGCUAUUGUUUCAUUGUCAAAUAAACUCUAUGCAAGCAUAAAUGGAGAAUGAUUUUGAAGUUGUUU
Molecule: messenger RNA, 1528 nt
Organism: Zootoca vivipara (common lizard)
Lineage: Eukaryota; Metazoa; Chordata; Lepidosauria; Squamata; Lacertidae
Product: fibrinogen-like protein 1-like protein
Biological process (GO): positive regulation of heterotypic cell-cell adhesion; fibrinolysis; blood coagulation
Cellular component (GO): fibrinogen complex
Molecular function (GO): protein-macromolecule adaptor activity; extracellular matrix structural constituent
Source: RefSeq, a predicted model, not a curated record